Molecule: messenger RNA, 270 nt
Organism: Colletotrichum spaethianum
Lineage: Eukaryota; Fungi; Ascomycota; Sordariomycetes; Glomerellales; Glomerellaceae
Exons: 2
Coding region: 1-270 (89 amino acids)
Source: RefSeq, a predicted model, not a curated record
AUGCACCUCAACGCCCUCACUUCUAUUCUCAUAGUUGCCCUCAUGGCAGCUGCAGGCAAGGCAGAUAGACCUGACAAAGUUCCUCACGCGUGCUGGGAUAAGUGCACUAAGGAGUGCAUUGCCUGGAUCAUCCCCUUCGUCGUCACGUUUCCUAAGUUCAUCGAUUGCCGCAAAGAUUGUGUUGUCCGAAUGUAUCACCCUGAAUGUCGCGAGAUGUUGAAGAACCUCGACACAAGCAACAAAAAGAAUGGAGAGCUGGCCUCGGUCUAA